Messenger RNA from Leptosia nina, 1968 nucleotides. NCBI's taxonomy places the organism in Eukaryota, Metazoa, Arthropoda, Insecta, Lepidoptera, Pieridae. The record is from the annotation of a GenBank genome assembly.
AUGGUUGAAGCAAGAAUACCAGACGGCCUACGGGAUUGGAAUGCUUUGGAUAUAUUUAUCUUUUCCAACGGCCAACAGCAUUCUCCACCCAGGAAGUAUCAUCUUUGCUCAGAUGAUUUGAAGUUCUGGGAAUCCACGAUCAACUUCCUCGCUCAUUCCCAAUAUGGCUCCACACAUUCAAAGAUAGAGCUCUUCACAAUAGAAGGUCAAAGAGUUGGUGGACCAUUGGAGCUUCACAAUGAUGGGACCUAUGUUGCUGUCACACCACCAGAUCCCUUUUUACAAUCUGGAUACAACAAGUACCUCGUAAAGGCUACAAGAUCAUGGGAAAGAAGACAGGAGAAGAUAAAUUCGGCGAAAAGUACUCCCCAAGAAAAUAUUCAUGUCAGUGGAAAUUUUGAAAUAAUAGCUGCAACUAACAAUUCAAUGCAGAAAGAUAAUUCUGGAGCCGCUGUCACAAGAGACAGAAUAACUCGCAAGCCUAAUUCUGCAGCGAAAUCUAAACUUACAUCAUCACCAAGAUUAACAGGAAUUUCUACUAAAUCCAAGGAUCCCGUAGAAAAAAGGAAACUUUUAAGCACCAAAACUAUUCUCAGAAAAGUGAAUAAUACAGGGAAACUAUCAGACACGUCCUCUAAAAGGGACAGUUCACUUCUGAAAAAUAUAAGCGUGAUCAAUAAGUCCGUUAUAAAACAGUCUUUAACACCUAAACAAACACCAAUAAUUGACGCUAUUCUUGAAACAGAAUCAUCUGAAUCGGCUAAAAAACAAACGCCUGAUGAAAAUGUGGGUCCCUCUACUAAAACUCAAGAAAACAUAAUUGCUGAUACUAAAAGAAAUAGCUACAGCUCAGAUUUUAUAGUGGAAAAGAAUGAAAAGGUAGUUCAGAGUAAUAAUAACGUAUACAAAAACUCUGAGAGCGAAACUGCCUCAAUAUUUGUUGAUGUAGACAAAGAAAUGGCGACAAAGAACAAUUCCAUCAAGUACAUUGAAGUUAGUGAUAGCUUAUCUAAUACCGUUGUAAGGGAACAUUGUAGUGCUCUUGAUGGCAAAUUGAAGAGGAAGGAAUCCCAGCUCUCGAUUAGGGAUGCGAGCACGCAAAAAAGUUAUGUCUCUUUAAACGAAAAACCACAGCAAACUCAAACAAACGAUUGCAGUUUCAAUUUGAAUCUCAGUAUAGAAGUUAAAAAUUUCAAACUCAACGCUAUAACUGAGAAUGAGAUAUCCAGUAAAAGCCUAAGCUUAAAAUCGACGGAAGGUUCUUUAGUUAAAAUUCAGGCAAACGUUGAUAAAGAAGGCUUUAGAAAUGAAGAAAUGUCAGUUAAAACACUUGACACUUCUAAAUCUGUUAAUGGAAAUACUUGUUGCCAUAAUUGCAGUAGAAAUAUUGUAGUCGUGCGCUGUUCUUGUAGCUCCCAUCAAUUUGAUUUCGGGAAGACUUUUCUAACGUGUCCGGGAAGACCUCAAGAUUACUUCAUUUUGGUGCCGGCUAAAGACAUAAUUUACUCAGAAAGCAAUGAUCAAAGGUCUAAUGGAAAUUCUAAGAUCAGCGACAAUACUAGCGAUUUGAAGUCACAUCCAAAAGAAAAAGAAGAGAAAUGGAGAGAUGGUCGAGAAGGAUGUCAAUUAGACAAUCCAAUUAAUGAAACUAGCGCCAUUCAAGCUGAAGAUAGUAUGAAUUGUAGUAAAACGGAUAUCAAGGAACACAAAGUAUCUAUAUCGAUAGACAAUCCAACAGUUAUUGAAUCUUUCAAAUCGACGACAGAAAAUCUAUCAUGUGCUAUGAAAUAUAUCAAAAAUGCUGUAACAACUGAAAAUACAGAAAUUCUUAUAUUACCUAAUUCUAGUCAGUAUACGCAAACUGAUUGGUGUGAUGUUAUUGUAGAAGAAGCUAGACGCGAUCCAAACGGGCAAUAUACAGUUCAAUUACCUUCAUUGGGGAAAUUAAAGGCCUUCCAUUUAUUAUAA